Molecule: messenger RNA, 484 nt
Organism: Penaeus monodon (black tiger shrimp)
Lineage: Eukaryota; Metazoa; Arthropoda; Malacostraca; Decapoda; Penaeidae
Product: phenoloxidase-activating factor 3-like
Biological process (GO): proteolysis
Molecular function (GO): serine-type endopeptidase activity
Source: RefSeq, a predicted model, not a curated record
AAGAAAACAUUGGCUGCACUUUCUUAAACAAGAACAGUCUUUGAAACAAUUUUCCCCAAAGACAGAAUAACUUUUAAUAUACGACCGUUACGAAUAUAAAACCCCUCUAGUAGCGGAAGUUAUAAGAGUUCUAAUAUUGAGAAGAAAAUAAUGGUACGGGAUAACCUUGCAGUGUGCGAGCCUUAAAAUUGGCUGGAUUAGUGUACAGUCAUCCAUUCGUGUGUAAGGAGAGGAAGGUAUCAUAUCAUCGAUUUUUAGUGACCAACCGCUUUAAAAUGAACGUAAAGAAUCAAGGUGCCUGUGUAUUGCUGUGGAGCCUCGUUGUGAUUUCAGUCGUAGCAGCGGCAGAGCAAACCACCCAGGGCCCAGGAUGCAAGAGAGAAGAGUGCGUUCCUGUGUCCCAGUGCCCUCCACUCCGGGAGCGCCUUAUUCAGUCUCCUACUGAGGAUAGCUUCAAGGAGAUAAGGAAACUCACUUGCUUCGU